Messenger RNA from Cutaneotrichosporon cavernicola, 2517 nucleotides. RefSeq lists its product as uncharacterized. Gene Ontology annotation, biological process: peroxisome organization; long-chain fatty acid import into peroxisome; fatty acid beta-oxidation. Gene Ontology annotation, cellular component: peroxisomal membrane. Lineage: Eukaryota; Fungi; Basidiomycota; Tremellomycetes; Trichosporonales; Trichosporonaceae. The transcript is spliced from 18 exons. The coding region runs from base 1 to 2517 and encodes 838 amino acids. The record is from RefSeq and is a predicted model, not a curated record. Gene Ontology annotation, molecular function: ABC-type transporter activity; long-chain fatty acid transmembrane transporter activity; ATP binding.
AUGAGUGUGACCGCCCUACCCUCACAGUCCUUUCCCCAGGCGCACAGACGGCGUCUCUACAUCCUUCUAGCCGUCGCUAUUGCCGCCCUACGAACAUCUCAACUCCCAGCAGCCACCGCUGUCCGCGACAUCCUAACUCUCAAGGCGUGGCGUGAUGCGCGAAAGCAUCGCUUCACAGAGCAGCGCCGCCGCGAGCGAGAGACUCCUCUCAACACGCCAGCGCUUGAGAAGAAGCUCGUCGACCUGUACAUCACCGACCCGUCGGGGUCGCGCACCCUCCUCGUGCCUCAUCGCGGCCGUAUUUCCAAAGUACGGAUCACUCCUACGCCCGCCGAUCUGUACGAGCAGAAUCGCAAGUUGUUCCCUCCACUCAAGCCGGGCGAGAAGCUCGGUGUCAACAAGCGCUUCUGGCAGAUGCUUCGGGCUGUUCUCACAGUGGCCUUCCCAAGCAAAACCGGCAAAGAAGCCUUCCUGCUUAUUUUACACACGUUUUUCCUUGUGGUGCGCACCUACUUGAGUGUGUUGGUCGCGCGCCUGGACGGCCGAAUCGUUCGAGACUUGGUGUCUGCGAAUGGCAAGGGCUUCCUACGCGGACUGGGAUGGUGGUUCGUUCUCGCCCUUCCGAGUACCUACACAAACUCGAUGAUCCGUUAUCUUGAGCACAAGAUCGCGUUAGCGUUCCGUACCAACCUGACCCGUUACAUCCAUGACAUCUACCUCAACCAGAACCUCAACUACUACAAGUUUGGCCUUGGGUUGGGUGUAACAUCAGGCGCACUCGACAAGGAGGAGGCUGCAGACGGCAAGAAGGGAGAGACUGACAAGAAGGCUGAGGCUGCAGACGCUGUUAUCGGUGGUGCAGACCAACUCAUAACCACCGACUUGGCGCGCUUCUGCGAGACCCUCGCUGCCCUCUACGGCAACAUGGGGAAGCCGUUCCUCGACAUGGUCAUCUUCACGUCGCAGCUCGCAGCAUCCCUUGGCCCCGUUGGCACCGCCGGCAUCUUUGCGCAGUACUACUUUACUGCUUGGGUCCUCAAGAAGGUUACUCCCGCCUUUGGUCGCAUGGCGACUACGGAGGCGCGCAUGGAGGGCGAAUACCGCACUGGGCUUGGGCGUGUCGGACGCGACAGCGAGGAAAUUGCCUUUUACGAUGGAGGGAAGCGUGAGCUGGGCAUCCUAUGGAGGACAUACCAGAAGUUGGCGGCGCACAUCCACACCGUUUUCAAGGCUCGCAUCCCCUACAGUAUGACGGAAGACUUUGUUAUCAAAUACUGCUGGUCUGCGCUUGGUUACGGCCUGAUGUCCAUUCCAGUCUUCUUCCCCGUCUCACGACACGCUACAGGCGUUCCAGACAAGGCGCGUGACGAGAACGACGACGUCGCGUCACGUACUGAGAGUUACGUUUCGAACCGCCGCCUGCUCAUUUCCCUCGGCGACGCUGGCGGCCGGCUUAUGUACUCGGGCAAGGACCUUGCCGAGCUCUCUGGCUACACUAGUCGCGUGUAUUCGCUCCUGGCCUCCUUACAUGCUCUGGAUAACAACGACUACCCGAAGAACCCUCGCCCAGCGUCUCUGCCCCUCAACAAGCCGUUCUACGACCUCGGUGACGUCAAGGGAUCCGUGGUCAUGGGCCGCGACCAUGUUGUUCUCAAAGGUGUCCCGAUCGUGGCGCCGGCUGGCGGUGCAGCCGGUGCGGAGCGCGGUGGUGAAGAGCUUAUUCACUGCCUCGAUCUCCGGGUGGAGAAGGGCGAGCAUACUUUGAUCACUGGUGCAAAUGGUUCCGGAAAGACCUCGAUCGCCCGUGUCAUUGGCGAGCUGUGGCCCACUUGGUCUGGCCUUCUUGAGCGACCCAACCAGGGCGAGGGCGGCAUCUUCUUCCUGCCGCAGAAGGCGUACCUCAGCAUCGGAAGCCUGCGCGACCAGGUCAUCUACCCCCAUACGUACGCCGAAAUGAAGGCACGAGGCCGGACCGACGCCGAGCUCAUGAGCAUUCUUGAACACGUCCAUCUUGCCUACCUCCCUGCCCGCGAGGGCGGGUGGGAAACACGCAAGGAGUGGAAAGACGUGCUCUCAGGCGGCGAGAAGCAGCGCAUGGGCAUGGCCCGCCUCUUCUACCACCGCCCCAACUAUGCCGUCCUCGACGAGUGCACGUCGGCCGUAUCGGCGGAUGUCGAAGGCCUCAUGUACGAGCAUGCCAAGUCCAUUGGCAUCACGCUCAUUACCAUCUCCACCCGUGCCUCUCUCCUCAAGUACCACAACCGCCAUCUACGUCUGGGCGAGCCAACUCUUGCCCCUUGCCUGUCGUCCGUCAAUCUGCGCGACGCAGUCGGCAGUCCCUCCAACGCGCUCGCCUCGCAAGGAUGGCAGCUUACCAAGCUGGCGUCGAGCACCGCUGAGGAGAAGCUGGGCGUGGACAAGGAGAUUGAGAGUCUCGAGCGUGUACUCAACGUUGAGGUUGAUCAGUGGGAGCAGCGCCUACAACAGGUCAACAAGGAGCUUCGUGGCGGCCCGUGA